AAUCGUGUUCAGUCAGUCUCGGUGUGUGCGCGUUGGCAGUCGUGGCUUGCAUCUGAUCUGCGUACGAUCCUCCAGUGAAGUGAUCUCGGGUGUAGUGUUUGUGGUGCGGUGAUCGGUGUGUGAGUGUGAGAAAGUGUUGUUUUUUUUUUGUUUUUUUUUUUGGAACAAAUCGUAGUUACCGGAAUAGGAGAAGACUUGCGAUCGCGAAGAAUAAUUCUGUGAACCAACCAGCAUGAGAUUACCGGUGGUGAUUUGGUUGGGCUUGAUAAUCUUUGUGUCUGCGCAGACCAAGGACGAGAAGGAAUUCAAAUGUCCGGAAAACUUGGGAAAUGGAAACUUUGCCGACCCCGUCACCUGUCGCCGGUUUUAUCAGUGCGUAGACGGCUUCCCAUACUUGAACCGAUGUCCUUCGGGGUUGUAUUUUGAUGAUUUGCAAAAGUUCUGCACAUUCAAGGCGGAAGCAAAGUGUGGACCUCUCGCUCAGCCAACAGUAACCACCGAAGCGCCAGUAGAUCUGGCGAAAAAAUGCGACCAAAGUGAGUGCCAAUUACCGUAUUGUUUCUGCAACAAAGACGGCACACUGAUUCCGAGGGGCCUGGAACCGGAUGAGAUUCCGCAGAUUAUACUGCUAACGUUCGAUGGUGCUGUGAAUCUUAACAAUUACGAACAUUACAAGAAGGUGUUCAAUGGAAAACGGAAAAAUCCAAACGGCUGUGAAAUCAAAGGAACCUUCUUUAUUUCGCACGAAUACAGCAACUAUCAGCAGAUUCAGACACUUGCCAACGAUGGCCACGAAAUUGCAGUGGAAACGAUUUCCCUCCAGAUGGGUUUGCAGGACAAAGGCUAUGAGGAGUGGGUUGGAGAGAUGAUCGGAAUGAGAACAAUUUUGAAGCACUUCUCAAACGUCACAGCCAAUGAGAUCAAUGGGAUGCGGGCACCCUUCCUAAAACCCGGUCGUAACACUCAAUACAAGGUCAUCGAGGACUUCGGUUUUAUCUACGAUAGCUCAAUAAGCGUACCUCCAAGUCCAAUUCCUGUUUGGCCGUACACAUUGGACUACAAAAUUCCUCACGAGUGUAAAAGUGGAACCUGUCCAACUAAGUCCUUCCCGGGUAUCUGGGAGGUUCCGUUGAAUGCUCACUUUGUCGAAAGCUACGAAGGAGGUCACUGUCCGUACAUGGAUCAAUGCGUUUUACACAACCACGACGCGGAAGAUGUGUUUGCCUGGCUGCAGGAAGAUUUCGAGCGAUAUUACUACCAAAAUAGAGCACCGUACAUGAUGCCAUUCCACACCAACUGGUUCCAGAUUCGAGAACUGGAACGUGGACUGCACAAGUUCCUCGACUGGACCCAGACUUUACCGGAUGUAUAUCACGUCACGGUAACACAGGCUUUAACGUGGAUCACCGAUCCGAAAACAUUGAAUCAACUGAACAACUACGAACCGUGGAACUGCAAGACCAAAACAACACAAACACCCAAACCCUGUAAUAUCUCGAACAAGUGCGCUCUGUCCUUCAAGGAACCGGCAUCAAACAUCAGUGACACUCGAUAUAUGGAAACUUGCUUCGAUUGUCCCGCGGUUUACCCUUGGCUGGGAGAUUCACACGGGACCGGCAUUCCAGGACGGGAUAACUACAUCGACCAGAGUUCUGCCGGUGCCGGAGAAACCAAAAAUCAGCCCGAGGAAGAGGAAAAUUAAUCCUACAGCGGGGCGGGGGGCACAGGACUGCAAUGUUUACGAUAUGCCACCCCCUCCUUCCUUCUGGUAUCUCCCAUCCUUUUAAGUCUUGUGAUGUGCUUCACUUCAGCACACUACUCCUAGCGUUAACGUUUUAAAGACAGUUAUGUUAAGAAUGGUUUUAAUUAUCAAUGUGCAUUACGUUGUUUUGCAUUGCCACUGGUUCUAGCGAAUAAAUUCAACAUUGUAAGUGAAA
Malaya genurostris is the source of this 1937-nucleotide messenger RNA. RefSeq names its product chitin deacetylase 1 (gene Cda4). Gene Ontology annotation, cellular component: extracellular region. Gene Ontology annotation, molecular function: chitin binding. Gene Ontology annotation, biological process: carbohydrate metabolic process. Lineage: Eukaryota; Metazoa; Arthropoda; Insecta; Diptera; Culicidae. The coding region runs from base 233 to 1702 and encodes 489 amino acids. The record is from RefSeq and is a predicted model, not a curated record. The transcript is spliced from 8 exons.